AUGGCUUCAACGAGCGAGGGCAAGCACUCCUUGCACCCGGCCGACUACUUUGUGGACGAAGCCCUCGAGGACAUUUACAAGCGCUACGAUGACUACGCGCAGCUGCGGACGACCGCCGAGGAGCGGGCGACCGAGCUGGCUGACAUGCAGGCCCUGGUGCAGAGCCAAGCGGCUAUGCGAGAGGAACUUGCCCACGAAAAGGCCCGCGCCGACGCCGCGGUUGCCCGCCAGAACGAGCUCGCCGACCAGGUCGCUGCACUGGAGAGCUCGGCGUCGGCGUCGGGCGCGUCGACCAGCGAGGCUACCAAGCAGCUCGCUGAGCUGCAGCAGUGGAAGCGGGCAACGCUGCGGUCAAUGGCGUCGCUGCAGGAGGAGCUGGCUAGCGCGCAGCAGGCGGUACUGGAUGUGCAAGCCGAGCUCGAGGCCGAGCGCCGUGCCCACGCCGAGCUGGCAGCUGACCGCGAUGUCGUCUCCACGCUCAAGGCACAGGUGAAGGACGCCGUGGCUGCGGCAUCGAGUGCCAAGCUUGAGGCCGAGAAGCUCCAGUCCGAGCGCAGCGCACUCGCGCGUAAGAUUAGCGAUCUCGAGGACGAGCUUGGGCACGCGCCCGGACGGACAUCGUCGCUUGGCAGCGGAGGGCGUGGCGAGGCCGUGGCUGACGAGCUCGCAGCGCUCGGUGAGUCGUACUCUGACGUGAUGGGCAACAAGCUCAAGGCUGCGGCGGCCGAGAACGCACAGCUUGUGGCCGACAUUGCGGCAGCCAAGGAUGCCGAGAAGCAGGCCAAGGCAGAAGCGGCUGCUGCGACAGCGGCUGCUGCUGACAUGACGGCCAAGGUCAAGGCCAACGAGGCCGCGGUGGCUUCCGAGCGUGAGCAGCUGGCGAGAAAGGAAGAGGCGUUUGAGACCAUUGUGGAAGGGUUGCAAGCUCAGAUUGACGCGCUCAAGGGGGGGAGCGGGCGAAGCACCAGCUCGGAUGGCAACCUUGCCGCGAUGACCGCGGACGAGCUCCGCGAGCUCAACCACUCGCUCAUGGACAACCUUGCUGAGUUUGAAAAGACCAAGACCGAGCUCUCAGCGACCAAACGCAAGCUGGCUGACGUCAAGGGCCGGCUCACGGACGAGCUGGCCGAUGCCACUGCCACCGUCGACGAUUUGCAGGUCCAGCUCGAGUCGGAGCAGAUCAAGGCGCACAAGCUCAAAUCGAAAGUUGCGUCGCUCACCGCCCAGCUGGAGGCGCAGCCGGCGACUGGCGGUGCGGCCGAGUCAGGCACGCUACCGGCGCUCAGCGGAGAAAACGUCAGCGUAGGAGCCGAGGCGGUCGCGAAGCUGGAGGCCGAGCUCACAAGCGCGCGUGAGCAGAUUGCACAAUGGCAGGCAGCGCACGGCAGGGCCGAGGCUAAGCUGGAAAAGUCCAAGGCGAAGCGGGCAGCGGCGGUUAAGGAGGCACAGGCUGCACUCGACGAGUCGUCUCGGCUUGAGGCCGAGAAAAAGGCUGUUGCCGCCGAGCUUGCGGCAGCGCGCGCAGAGCUUGAUGCUGCCGCUGCUAGCGAUGCAAGCUCAGCUAGGACGAGCGGUGAGAGAGGCGCAUUAGACGCGGAAAUGGCGGCGCUGAAGGAAAAGCUGGCUGCGGCGCGCCAGAGCGAAGGAGAAGCCUGGGCUGCGGCGGCGGAUGCCAAGACGCAGGCUGCGAGUGCGGCUGGUGAGUUGGAGAGCGCAGCCGCCGAGAUCGAAGAGUGGAAGUCAUUGGCGGCUAGGGCACAAGGUGAGGCCGGAGCGGCGGCGACCCAGCUGGGGGUGACUGCCGAGAAGCUGGCAGCUGCCGAGGGCAAGAUCGAAGGUCUUGUGGCGGCUGUGGCGGCCGCGCGGGCGGAAGCAGCAGCAGCCAAGGAGCAGAGCGAGACGCGGGUGACUGCCGAGAAGCUGGCGGCUGCCGAGGGCAAGAUCGAAGGUCUUGUGGCGGCUGUGGCGGCCGCGCGGGCGGAAGCAGCAGCAGCUGCCGAGAGCAAAGCGCGGAUCCAGGAGCUGCUGGCGGCGAACAGGGAGCUUGAUGUCAAGCUGCAGUCAGCGCGAGUGGCGUUGACCGAGGCCAACCAGGCGACGGAGCGGGCGCGGCAGGAGACUCGAACAUCGGCGCAGGCACUGGCAGCCAAGACAUUUUCUGAGGCAAGUGAAGCCACGGCGCUGUCCGAGAAGAUCCGCACGUGCGAGGCUCAGCUGGCGGCUACCAAGGAGGCGCUAGAGUUCGAGCGUGCCGAGAGGGCGGCGGUAGACGCCGAGGUUGUCCGACUCGAGAGCCAAGUGGCGUCGAUGAACGCUGCGCACGAGAACGCGCUUGCACUCGAGGAGAUCCUACGCAAGAAGGAUGCCGAGAUUGUGAGCCUGGAAAAGGCGACACGGCGGACGGCCGAGAAGCUGGCGAGAGCCAAGGAGGAGCUGGCAGCCGCGGCCGAUCUGCAGGCGCAGGCGCAGACCGAAAAGUCAAAGCGGCUGGCGCUGAAGGACGUGUAUCAAGCGAGUCAGCGACGGAUUUACGAGCUGGAGGAGGCGUUGCGGCGGGGGAAAGAGCGGAGCGAGGUCAAGGAGACAGAGUUGCUGGAUAAGAGCCGGCGCAAGGUCGAGGAGCUGGUGUACGCUCUGGACGAAUCACGUGCACAGUGCGCAGCCGAGCAAGCACGCCGAGAGGCGAGCAUGAAGGCCUCGUCGCUGCUCGAGUCGCAGGUGUCGACCCUCGAGUCACAGGCCAAAACAGCGAUGGUGCAGGUGGCCGGCGCCAAGGCUGAAGCCAAGGCAGCCGCGGAGCGGGCAGAGGCAGCCGAAGCCACGUUAGCAGCGGCGCAAGCCGAUGCAGCGGCUGCCACCGAGGCCGCCGAAAAAGCCCGGGCCGAGGCUCUGGGCAGUGUCCGCGAUGCACAGCGCGAGGUUGACUUGCUGAGGGCGCAAAUUGUGCGGCAGACUGCAGCUCUGGAGGAGAGUAACGCGCGCGUUAGCCAGUUGGAGGCCGGGAUGGCGAGCGGGGACGCCCAGAUGCAGGCUCGACUUGACGAGUAUCGGUCAGCGCUGAAGGCCGCCGCUGCAGCGGCAGAUGCCGACGCGGCGGAGAUUGCGGAGCUGCGCGCGGUCAAGGACGCGCUGCUGGACAGAGUCGGGCAGGCCAAGGCCAAGCGGGCGGCGCUCAAGGCCAAGUUUGCCGAGUCGCUGGAGGAGCUUGGGGCCAAGGCCGAACUAUUUGACGCGCUUCAGGCCAAGGCCGAGAAGCUCGUGGUCAAGUACACCCAGGAGAAGGAAAAGCGGGUCGCUGUGCUCGGCGAGCUAUCAGGCAAGCAGGCCGAGCUCGAGGCGCUGCAUGCGAGCGUGGGCGAGGCUGUCGAGCGGGAGAAGAAGAAGCGGCAGACAAUGAUGCUGCAGUUUGCGCGCCAGCUUGAAGAGAAGCAAGCAGAGAUUGCGCAACUGCGGACGCAGGUCAUGACUGCCGACGUGCCGCAAGUUUCAGACGCCAAGAUCGCCGAGUUCAAUGAUGCGCUGCUCAAUCUCGAGACCAAGAACGCGUCGCUGAAGCAGGCGCUGACGACGACCAAGGCUGCGCUCGCCGAGGCCAAGGAGAGUCUCAAGGGUAUGGGCAAGGAGACGCCCAAGCUCAAGCUCCUUGUUGCGCAGAAGGACGCCGAGAUUGGCGCGCUCCGUGCGGAGCUCGAGGUGGCAAUGUCGUCUGUUGAUGCCGACGAGCUAGUGCGAGACGUGACAGUGGCGAAGAAGCGCGAAAUGCCACCGGCGCAGCGCAAGGCGUUCAUCCGGGCCAAGGAGCUCGAGCUGUCAGAGGAGGAGGCGGCGAUUGAGCGGCUGCAGGCCAAGCUGCAGGCGGCCGGGCACGACUUUGUGCGGAUGCGUGCGGCGACACGCGAGGCUCGCGACCUCGUUGCGCACGCGUUUGGACUCUUCCACUCGCUGCUCGAGGUUGUGGUGCAGGCCGACAAGGAGAAGCAGCUGGUGGAGCUGCGCGGCUCACUGGAGCGUCGUGAGAAGGACAUCGAAGUGGCGGCUGAAGCUCUGGACGCAGAUGUGAGCGACGCUGAGGCGCUGCACGCCCUGAGCAUGGCACUGGCAACGCUGCAGGACACGCUUCAGAUUGCGCAGGCAUCCGGGACCGAGUACGCUGUCAACGUGGCGCUUCGCGAGAUGGUGGCCAAAGUGCCGAUUUUUGACGGCGUGUCGGACGUGGGCUUCAUCUCGGAGCUCCUCCGCAAAAUGCAGGAGCGGAGCUUUGAGCCUGGCCAGUUUGUUAUUCGACACGGCGAGCUCGGGCACUCGAUGUUUUCGUGA
Messenger RNA from Thecamonas trahens ATCC 50062, 4317 nucleotides. RefSeq lists its product as uncharacterized. Lineage: Eukaryota; Apusomonadida; Apusomonadidae. Bases 1 to 4317 code for a protein of 1438 amino acids. The record is from RefSeq and is a predicted model, not a curated record. The transcript has 2 exons.